Messenger RNA from Purpureocillium lilacinum, 315 nucleotides. The record is from RefSeq and is a predicted model, not a curated record. Lineage: Eukaryota; Fungi; Ascomycota; Sordariomycetes; Hypocreales; Ophiocordycipitaceae.
AUGACGGGAAUCCAUUCAAAUAGCGAGGCAAGCACCCCGUUCGGCGGGGACAGAUACCCGGCCAGCACCUUAUCAUCGACGCCCCUGAAGCCGCCAACCCCGCUUGCCGGUCAACCACUGGAAGGCCCUCCUGUGGCUGCCGAGAGAUGGCCGACACCACAAGACCUGUCUCAAGCGUCCAUCUCGCCCGAUGACCGAGCGUGUUUGGGCGAUCUAGACGUUGUGACUUUAGGAAUGGAGUUUGUGUUGAAGUAUGGCACGCUUGCCUGGAGGAAACACCCAUUGUCGUUUGUCCGCCAGAUGACUUACAUAUGA